Messenger RNA from Sorghum bicolor (sorghum), 856 nucleotides. RefSeq lists its product as uncharacterized. The record is from RefSeq and is a predicted model, not a curated record. Bases 153 to 674 code for a protein of 173 amino acids. NCBI's taxonomy places the organism in Eukaryota, Viridiplantae, Streptophyta, Magnoliopsida, Poales, Poaceae. The transcript has 3 exons.
GUUCCAUAGAUCUUGAAGAGCCAGGUAUACUCUUUCACAUAUUAGUUUUUGACUCAUUGAUUUGACCUAUAUUACACGUAUGUUGUAGACUUAGAUAAACCAUUUAUAGUUUUUUGAAUGGAUGAUUAAUAUUUUUCUUAUGCAAUCGUAGAAUGCCACGUCGUGGAAAAAGUAGCAAACCAAGCUAUGGCCGGACGACCGGUAGUCCGUACAUCCACAAGCCGCUUCCUAGCGGUGUUCCAGUACCUAUGUGUUUUUGUGGUGAUCCUUGCAAGGUAGAAAUUUCGGAAGACGAGGAAACCUAUCGGCAGAGGUAUUGGAUGUGUUCGAAUUUUGCCUGGGAGCCUACGCCAAAACAACGCCGCAGUAACUUUAUUACCCCUCCACCAUUGUGUGAUUUUGAGCAGUGGAUCGACACUGAGGUUAAGGAGUCCGACAAGCGGCUUCUACAAGGCCUAAAGGAGUGGGAUGCAGAGCGUGCAGAGAUAUUAGAGAAGAGACGUAGAGAGGAGGCUCAAAAGAGGGAGCACAAGGAAGAGGAGGAAAGAAGACGUGUUGCUGCGGCUCGGGAGGAGAGGGAAAAGAAGCUUGAGCGUGUGCGCCGAGCGAAGGCAGCUAUUGAUGAGAAUCCAGAUGCCCAGAGGAAGGGAAAGUGGCCUCGUUGCACUCAGUAGUUACAUUACCUUCUUGUUCUUUGUUUGGUUCAUGGACAAUAUUGUUUUGUGUUGGACUUUUCAAUUUGUUGUUAUGUAAUGCACUUUAGCAAUUUUAAUUUGGUUUCAUUAUUAGUAGACAAUAUUUUUAUUUGAGUAUUGCAUAGGCAAUGAAAUGAGGAUAAUUAGUUGAAAUAGAAGUU